Molecule: messenger RNA, 1666 nt
Organism: Andrographis paniculata
Lineage: Eukaryota; Viridiplantae; Streptophyta; Magnoliopsida; Lamiales; Acanthaceae
Product: probable protein phosphatase 2C 22
Exons: 4
Coding region: 229-1392 (387 amino acids)
Biological process (GO): protein dephosphorylation
Molecular function (GO): protein serine/threonine phosphatase activity; cation binding
Source: RefSeq, a predicted model, not a curated record
GUUCCUCAGAACCGACUCGUAGAAUUAAUUUCCUCGAUCUUAAUUUUCCUUCCUUAUAAAACCCUAAUCCCCAAAUCGGAACCCUACUUACCAAGAUUCCUCAAUUUUAAAGCCCUACUGGGGUGGAUUGGUUUCAUUGCAAUUGUUUUCUUUUUUCUUGUUGUUCACUGUUUUCGAGGUUUGAAUUCACAAGUCCCGAAUCGAUUGGAGUAAUGAUACAGAUUUGUAAUGGAGGGAGGCAGCGUUAGAAUGAACAAUGUGGAAGGUGACCGAGAAGAUUGCAGCUCUGGCAAUGGACGCCCGCCGAUUCCGAACUCGCUGGGCGGCAGAGGGGACUGCCGACACUGCGUGACCUCUGACGGCACGCCGCCUUUGUCUACCAGAACCCUUGUUCGACACCCAUCUUUGGUGAAAGUGAGAUCCGCAGAUAUCUCAACGGAACCAACAUCGACUAUUCGUGAUGAUGAUGCUGAAUACAUGCCCCUGCUACGGUCAGGAGCUUGGGCAGACAUUGGUUCUCGCUCGAGCAUGGAGGAUGUCCAUGUUUAUACAGACAACUUGAUGGAUGAUUAUGGAUUUAAUAUUCCAACUGAAAGCCCUAGUGCAUUCUAUGGGGUGUUUGAUGGACAUGGAGGAAAGCAUGCUGCAGACUUUGCAGGCUACCAUUUACCAAGGUUCAUUUUUGAGGGUGAAGGUUUCUCCCAGGAUAUUGAGCGAGUUAUUGCAUCAGCAUUUUUACAGACAGAUACUGCUUUUGCAGAAGCCUGCACCUUGGAUGCAGAUCUUGCUUCUGGUACUACUGCUUUGGCUGCUAUUGUAAUGGGAAGCUCACUGGUGGUGGCCAAUGCUGGAGAUUGCAGAGCCGUCCUUUCCCGUCGGGGCAAAGCAAUUGAGAUGUCAAGAGAUCAUAAACCUGUUUCGUUGAAGGAAAAGAGACGAAUUGAAGCCUCUGGUGGUUACGUGUACGAUGGUUAUCUCAAUGGACAGCUUAAUGUAGCCCGUGCUUUAGGAGACUGGCAUAUGGAAGGAUUGAAAGGUCCUGAUGGCGGCCCCCUAACUGCAGACCCGGAAGUCAUGAGCACAAGACUUACCAAAGAUGACGAGUUCCUAAUCCUUGGCUGUGAUGGGCUAUGGGAUGUCUUCAUGAGCCAAAAUGCUGUGGACUUUGCUCGUAGGAGGCUGCAGGAGCACAAUGAUCCAGUGAUGUGCAGCAAGGAUCUCGUCAAUGAGGCUUUGAAACGAAAGAGUGGGGACAACUUAUCAGUUGUGGUUGUGUGCUUCCAGCCACAUCCACCUCCCAACUUGGUCGCCCCACGAGGAAGAGUACACCGGAGCAUUUCUGCUGAAGGGCUGAAGGAAUUACAGAGCUUCUUGAAUGACUUAAACAACUGAGAUGGUGAUGCGAUGAAGGCUUGUAAACUCUUUUAUCCUCUGUUUGUCAUAGCUAUCAAUUUGUUACUAAUUUUCCCAACCUUUAUCUAUCCAUUCUUGCUUGUCAUUGAGAGGAGAUGUAGUUUCUAGUUGUAACAUAUGCGGCGCCACCACAUUUUUUACUUUCUUCUUGUUCUUGUAUUCUGCUAAUUAUGUCUCUGGUUAGGAUUCCCUGUCUUUCGAACUUAGAUGUUACUACUAUUGACCAGCUUUAAUUUGGGGUAUAUUUUGUGCU